Molecule: messenger RNA, 819 nt
Organism: Penicillium manginii
Lineage: Eukaryota; Fungi; Ascomycota; Eurotiomycetes; Eurotiales; Aspergillaceae
Exons: 1
Coding region: 1-819 (272 amino acids)
Source: RefSeq, a predicted model, not a curated record
AUGAAUUCAUCCCUUCCCCCGAGAUAUGAGAUCCGCGUUCUCGGGUCAGAGCAUACAGAAUGGGUUGGGGCUAUUUGCGCCCAUACAAAUAUGUUCUCCUCUCCACUGUGGCCAGUCCUGUAUCCUGAAAACAGAACUGAGCGAGCAUAUCAAAUGUUUCGUACGGGACAUUACAUGAUGCAACACCAAAUUGACUCUGGAUUCUCCCUUGGCAUUUUUGACAAGGAGUACCAAUUCAAGCGACCAGAGUCUGCGGCUACCGAAGGCAAGCUGUACUGGAACCUGGACGACGCGAGUGCUACCGAACACGACCUGGAGAGUCAAAUGGAUUUUCCAUUGGUUUCAGUUGCUAUGGCAUACGAUGGAAUCGAUGAGCUGGAUAUGGAAAAGAUGAAGCCGAUCAUCGGGACAUUACCCCUGUUCGCCACAGCCUACAAGGCUUUAAACGAACUUGAUACGCGCGAUUCUGCCUCAUGGAAACCCACUGGUCGCGGUCAGGUACUGAUGCGUAACGCCACUAGUACACGUGGUCCUUACGAGGGCCAGGGACUGAUGAGACAGUUGGCUGAGGAGCUGAUGAGACGCUCGGCAUCGCUGGGUUUUCGGGGUAUUCAGAUUGAAACUGGCUCUGAAGCUGUCCUCAAGGUUUGGUCGACUCCCCCGGUACAGUUUAAAGCAAAUGUUAUUGGGAAGGUACACACAACCACGUAUGAGGAAAAGAACGAGUCUGGAGAGACCGUAUAUCCGUUUCGGCCAGCAAAUCUCAAUCUCGGCAAAGUUUAUGUGGAUCUCAAGACUGCGGGAUCUCAGCCAGCUUGA